AUGGAACAAAAUAUUAAGUCAUUAUAUUUUAUUAAAAGUGGAGUGUUAAUCCUUUUAACUUGGUUAUAUUAUUUCUGCAAUGAAGAGUGUACUUUUAAUAUUUCAAAGAGAGAGCAUAAGUAUUAUGUGAAAUUAGAUAUAAAAAAUGUUCGAUUGCUAGAAGAAUGUGAAGGAAAAAAUGACUCAAAUUUUAUAGAAUCAAAAGAAGAGAUAACUAACGAUGAAGAGUACGAUAAAAAGGUUACAACCAACAAAAGAAAGGGGAUUAAAAAAACAAACAUACAAUCAGAGAGAAGUUCAUUAUAUAAAAAAGAAUUUGAUAAGCAAUAUAAGAAACAAAAAAAAUUAAUAUAUAGAGGAAAAAAAUUAUCUCACUUUGAAAGAAAUUUUUUCAAGAAACUUGAUUACAUAGAUUUUAUUAAAAAAAAGCCGUCGAUUAGCAAUAAGACAUACCAAAAGUUUGUAUGUAAAAAGAUUGGACACAAAAUUUUUUUACCUACUUUAGUAAUAUCGUGGGUAUUAUUAGUAUCAUUAGGAGCUAUAAAUUAUGGUUUUUUUAUAAAAGAAAUGAAAUCACAGGUUGAUUUCAUACAAUUUCUUGUAUUAUUGGGUAUAUCAAUUGUUAUAUUAAUGUUAUGGUCUGUUUUUACUUAUAUGAAGUUUAGAAAAUAUAAAAGAAUUAUGAAAAGGAAAUGUUAG
This is a messenger RNA of Plasmodium malariae, 699 nucleotides long. RefSeq names its product Plasmodium exported protein, unknown function. The transcript has 2 exons. Bases 1 to 699 code for a protein of 232 amino acids. The record is from RefSeq and is a predicted model, not a curated record. NCBI's taxonomy places the organism in Eukaryota, Apicomplexa, Aconoidasida, Haemosporida, Plasmodiidae.